This is a messenger RNA of Phycodurus eques (leafy seadragon), 5495 nucleotides long. It is a transcript of the gene patj, whose product is annotated as PATJ crumbs cell polarity complex component. Gene Ontology annotation, molecular function: protein binding. The record is from RefSeq and is a predicted model, not a curated record. NCBI's taxonomy places the organism in Eukaryota, Metazoa, Chordata, Actinopteri, Syngnathiformes, Syngnathidae. The transcript is spliced from 40 exons. Bases 731 to 5308 code for a protein of 1525 amino acids.
UGUCAAGGACGGCCACGCUAAACUGUGACCGAUCCGUUUCAACAGAAGACCAACAGGUUCGGUGCCUUCAUUCUAAUUGUCAGUCAGCAAUUCAAACAAACGUUAUUACAGCAAUAUAUGCACACGACGCCUUCCAUGUAAUACAUUCUAUGACCGUAUUGUGCUGUUCAGUUGACUUUAGCUGCGCGAAAACGUUCAGUUUGAAUGAUUUUGUCUGAUUGUAUUCAGCUAAGUGACGUGCUAGCGGUUAGCAUUAGCUCCAAUUCGUUCUCCGAGCAAAGCGAAUCAAGUGAAGGAUAUUGUCCGAGUCGCAGGUUGUCGCAGCUGUCCUGCGCCUCCGCCGCCGCCGCCCAAAGCCUCCGACGGCACAAGAAAAACAACAAAAUUGUCCACGAGCAGCAGCGCAAACGAACCAGCUGCGACAUGGCCGCUUCUAUGACGACACCAAGCGCCGCCUUCAGGGCUUCACGGGGGGGUGGGAGGAAUAACGAUUUCCCUCACCACACGCAGGAUUUCAAACCACCAGUUGCCGUGUAGCUCGUAUGUUUCGUUUCGUGUCGUGGUACAGAGACGGAACCUUUACAUCUCGAGUUGAAAAGAAAGAAAGAGAACUCGACACGCCAGGUGGCCUAGUUGCAGGUGACGCACGGUCGCGGUAGUUUCCCUCAGCAAGCGAACGCAGCAUUAAAGUGACACUGUCGCCCAAGAGGAGCCUCUUCAACGAAGAGGGAUGUUGUACGACGCCGGGGCAGGUAACGUUCGCCCGCCAGGCGCCGCCGUCUGUCCGGCUCACGCGCUCCCCGUGCCCGCAGUGUCGACCGACGAGCGGCGACGGGCGGCGGCGGCGCUGGAGCGGCUGCGGGCCAAGCUGGCCGAGAAGGAGGAGUGGCGGCGGCACGGCGAGCGCGUGGCGGCGCUCAAGGACACGCUGGACAGUCCGCUCUUCGCGCACGUCCUCGCACUGCAGCGUGCCGUCGCGCAGCUCAGGAAACAGUUGAGCGCGACGACGCCGGAACGCGGCGGCGACUUCACGUUUUCCGCAAAUGGCGACCUGAUGCUGAGCUCGGUCGCACCCUCGCCUGACCACCUUCAGCGGUGGAUCACGGCGGCGGCCGCGGGUCGCCCCACGACGCACGUGCGUCUGACUCGCCCCCCGUCGGGCGGCCUGGGCUUCAGCGUGGUGGGCCUUCAUCCAGGAAGCAGCAGUGACGAGGUCUUCAUCAAACACAUCCAGCCCGGAGGCGUCGCUCACAGGGAUGGGCAUCUCCAGGCAUGGGAUCAGAUCCUGGUGAUAAACGGGCGCCCUCUGGAGGCGGGCAUGAGUCAGUGUCAGGCACUUGCUUUGCUGCAGCAGCCCGGCCGCACGGUGGAGAUGGUGGUCGCCAGAGACCGCCCUCCUGGGGAAGCGCCACCAAAACCAUUAUCAUCAUCGUCACCACACGCCGCCACUGAUGACAUCAACACGGCUAUGUGGGGCCACGUGGAGGAGAUCCAGCUGACCAACGACGGCUCGGGUUUCGGCUUCGGCAUCGUGGGCGGCAAGACGGCCGGCGUGGUGGUCCGCACCCUCGUCAGGGGGAGCGUGGCCGACAGGGACGGGCGUCUCCGCACGGGCGACCACAUCCUUCGUAUCGGGGACACGCCCACUGACGGACUCAGCAGCGACGAGGUCGUCGAGGUGCUGCGGGGGUGCGGGAGUCACGUAACCGUGCUGGUCGCCAGGGACCCGUGCGGUCAGAGGACGCGAGCCCCACCGCCACCCGAUUCCGCUCCCGUAUCGGCGGUGCCCGUGUCCGCCACGCCCCCGCGGCCCCAGCGUCCGCCCAGUAAGAUGCCCAACCUGGACGGCUACGAGAUCCACGAGGUUCUGCUCACCAAGAAAGAUGGACAAAGCCUCGGAAUCUCAAUUGUUGGACACAACCCCCUUAGCAGUCAAGAUGCGGUGGGCGUGUUCAUCAAGCACGUGGUCCCGGGCAGUGCCGCCCAUCACAGCGGGAACAUCAGAGUUCAAGACAGACUCAUUGGCCUGGACGGCGUCAGCCUGCACGGUCUGAGCAACCGGGAAGUCGUCGACGUCAUGAAGCAGACAGGACGCACCGUCGUCCUCACGCUCGUCCGCAAGAAGAACGCCACCGGGGAACGGCCCCUGGACAGAGUUGAGUCUUCUCGCGGGUCACUGCGGAGGUCAUUGGAGUUCAAGAGUCACUCUGCUGAUUUGGACACACACAACACAUGCAGCGGUCCUGACGCGGCUCUGAAGGCCAAGUGGCAGCAGGCUCUGAGUCCAAACUACCAAGUCCUGGUGAUCAGGUUGCAUCCUGUGAUUGAAGAUGACGCCCAGCUGCAGAGGUCCUCCAAGCUCCUUCCCGUCCACACGCUUCGCCUGGGCGUGGAGUUGGACUCGUUUGACGGCCACCACUACGUCUCCUCUGUGGUGCCUGGAGGCCCCGUGGACAAAAACGGCGUCCUGAGACCAGAGGACGAGCUGCUCGAGGUGAACGAUGUGCAGCUGUAUGGAAAGUCUCGUCGGGAGGUGGUCUCCUUCCUCAAAGAGGUGCCCCCUCCUUUCACGCUGGUCUGCUGCCGACAACCGACAUCUGACUUGGAAGCAGAACGACACGGACGCAGUAUGGGCGACUUGGAGAUGAAGCUAGCAUCUGCGCUGUGCAGUCGAGCGAGCGUGGCGCACGAGCAAGAUGACCAACAGGAAGUGGAGCAGGUGGACGUUUUGAACGAUGGAAUGUGUGAUGCGACUUCGGCCGCGUUUGAGGAGGAGGAGCAGGAUGGCGGCAGCGAAGAGGAAGAAGGUGGCGAGCUUGCUCUGUGGUCUUCUAAGGUGGACGUGUUGGAGCUCCACAAGGAGCCUGGCGAAGGCCUGGGCUUCAGCAUCCUAGACUACCAGGACCCGCUGGACCCGUCGGGCUGCGCGAUGGUGAUCCGCUCGCUGGUGGCGCGCGGCGCGGCCGACCGCUGCGGCGCGCUGCUGCCCGGCGACCGGCUGGUUUCGGUCAACGGCGUCCGGCUGGAGCGCGUGGGCCUGCGGCGGGCCGUCGACGUCCUGAAGGGGGCGCCGCCCGGCGCCGUGCGGCUCGGCGUACGCAAACCGCUCGCGGGUUCUGCCUACGACCUUGGCCAAGGGCGACCGGAGGAGGAGGAGGAGCUCAUCCUGGACGCCGGCCUGCCGCCGUACGCGCAAACUUCUUUCAACCUUGACCCUGCGUGGCAAGACGAAGAGGAGGGCAGGGAGAUGGCGGUGGACGACGAAAACGAGCAGGCGGAGAAAGCCAAGCCGGCGUCCUCGCCGGGACUCGGAGCCGUCCGGGAGACCGGCCCAGGAGACGCAGCCCCGCUCCCCGGCGAAUGUGGAGACAUCGAAGCGGACUCCGAAGUCAGCCUGACGGACACGCAGUCCAUCAGGUCGAUUGACACGGAGAAACGGAGGAGGCGGAGUCGAGGAGUAUUCUCCGCCGCCAGAAGGGGGCACCGGGAGCUUCCUGAGCGUGAGGACGGUGAGGGUGAGGAAACUCCUCCCUUCAGUCACUGGGGACCCCCCCGCAGGGUGGAGGUGCGGCCCGAGGAGGGUCAGUCUCUGGGUCUGAGCAUCGUGGGCGGCCAUCACGUCAUCAAGCGUCUGAGGAACGGGGAAGAGCUGAAGGGGAUCUUCAUCAAGCAGGUGGCGGACGGAAGUCCCGCGGCCAGGACGCGGGCCCUCAAGACCGGAGACAAGAUCCUCCAGGUGUCAGGUGUGGACCUACGAGCCGCCAGUCACGAAGAAGCGGUCACCGCCAUCAAAUCCGCUGAGAGUCCGGUCAUCUUCGUUGUCCAGAGUCUGUCUGCUAACCCACGAAUGCCGAGAGCGGCCCCGCCCCCUUACAGGCCUCCCGGCCAAUCGGAGCAGGAGCCGACGCAGGCCCGAGAGCGUUGGCGUGAUCGCUACGGCGACCUGCGGGGGGAGCCGGACAAGGAAGCGCACGGCGGUCUGGGUCUCAGCCUGGCCGGAAACCCAGACCGCUCCUCUCUCGGCGUCUUUGUGGCGGGACUGCGCGGCGGGGACCGGUUGCUCCAGGUCAACGAUCGCGUCCUUGAUGGGCGGAGCCACCGGAAGGCCUCGGCCACCGUCAAGAGCUCCUCCUCCAAAGUCCGACUCGUCCUGCUCAGGACCCGAGACGGCGUCCGGCGGAUGGCGGUCCCGCCCUUCCCCCCGACCCCCGAGUGCGCCUCUCCGGCGGAAUGGCCGAGCCCCCCGGACGGCGCCACGCUCUGCCCGCCCCAAGAAGAAGAAGAAGAAGAAGACACGGAGCGGGAGAGCGCCGACGACCGCCAGAUGAAGAACGAGGAGGGGGCCGGGGACUCGUCGGAGCGGCAGAGCCGCCGGUCACGCGACGGGGACGCCGUCGUCGCCGCAUCCGACGACAUCGGCAGAGGUCGCGGUCGGUUUCCGUGGAAACCAACAGGAAGCCGGACCUCGUCGGAGCCGUCCGCGUGCCCCGUACGUCCCGGUCACGAGACGACCUUGGAGAUCUGCAAAGGUCGUCGGGGACUGGGCCUCAGCGUGGUCGGAGGGCGAGACACGCGGCCGCAGGCCAUCGUGAUUCUUGAGGUCCACGAGGGAGGAGCGGCGGCCGAAGACGGCCGCCUGCGGCCUGGCGACCAAAUUCUGGAGGUGGACGGCGCGGACCUCCGGCGGGCGUCUCACGAGGAGGCCGUCUCGGCGCUGAGGCGGCCGAGCCCCAAAGCGUCGGUGAAGGUUCUGCGGCACGGCGGUCGGCCCGGCUCCGCGGCCAAGACGUCGGGGGGACGGCUCGACGUCGUCGGGCAGAGGUCCGUUGCCGUGGCGACGCCUCACGCUAGGACCAGUCGACAUGGCGGGAGCGGCAGCGGAGCGUUCAUCUCCGAGGCGGUCAGAGGGGGCGCCGCCGAGCCGGACGCUCGUCGGACGCAAGGAGGUCAGAUCCUGUCCGUCGACGGAGAAGACACCGCGCACGCCUCCCACCAAGCCGUCGGCGCCAUAUUGAAGCUCGAGGACGUUGGAGGAAAAAGUUCAAAGGUUGUGACUCCUGCCGUGACGUCACGAGACGACGGCGAGGCCGACGCAGGCAUUGUUGACCUGCGGACUGUGCACAUCACCAAGGUGGUAGCGGACGCCGACAUGGCCGCCAUCUCGAGUCGGGUGGACAAUUUGUCCGGCAGCUCCACUGUGGCUCCUCCCGCCGACGCACACACGCAUUCAAGGAGCCGGUCGGCGGACGAUCGCGGUGGAGAAGACGAGCGAGGGUUUUGGCUUCGGCGUCAUCGGAGAAGUCGGUAGCGCACACGGAGAUCUGCCCGUCUACGUCGAAACGGUCUUCGACAAGGUUGCGGCCGCGGUGGACGGGUGUCCCAAGCGCGGCGACCGAGUCCGGAUGGCGUUACCCACGAGCAGCCCGUCGCCAUCUUGAAGAAACACAAGGGAAGCGUCACGCUCGAGCUCUUGUCCUAACACACACAAACCGCAA